AGACCAAAGCACGAACCGAAAAGUUAGGCGCAGCGUCUGCCUUCGCACUCCGCACGGCCGACUCCGGUCCGUCUCCUCCUGAUUCAAGAGGGAUUGUCUCGACGACGGCCGGAUCACAGAGGGGAGGCAGAAUGAAUUGGAUCAGCCGAAAGAUCCAUCUCUACAACGUCACCAUGGGGCUCUACAUGCUCGAUUGGUGGGAGCGAUACCUGUUUAAUAUAUUGAUUCUUGUACUGCUCUGGUUUAUCUUCCACAAUGGCUCCAGAUCCGCCGCUGAGUUCUACAACGGGAACUUUAAUUCAUUAUUACUAUCUUCCAGCUACCUCAAGUCCAAGGUAUUGUCUGGCCAAAUGUUGGAAGUCAGAGGGAAUAUAACUUCUUAAAGGAUGUGGAAACUAGUGAAGGGGGCGAUGUACUGUAGGCUGCUAUGACUUUUUGUGAUAGUUAUCAUUUGCAUGUCAUUUGAUUCCUAAACAUCUGUCACUGCUGAAGGGAAAGAUGUUUGUUGCCAUUGUAAUUAUAUGUUACAGCAGAUAGAUGAUUCAUAUCACAGGUCUUUGUCUAUUAAUGUUCUCAUGAAAAUAAUUGCACUGGUUUUUAGGUGUUUAA
Musa acuminata AAA Group (dessert banana) is the source of this 609-nucleotide messenger RNA. RefSeq lists its product as uncharacterized. The record is from RefSeq and is a predicted model, not a curated record. The transcript is spliced from 3 exons. NCBI's taxonomy places the organism in Eukaryota, Viridiplantae, Streptophyta, Magnoliopsida, Zingiberales, Musaceae. Bases 132 to 383 code for a protein of 83 amino acids.